Messenger RNA from Gopherus flavomarginatus (Mexican gopher tortoise), 8794 nucleotides. It is a transcript of the gene AGL, whose product is annotated as amylo-alpha-1, 6-glucosidase, 4-alpha-glucanotransferase. The transcript has 34 exons. Lineage: Eukaryota; Metazoa; Chordata; Testudines; Testudinidae. Bases 179 to 4774 code for a protein of 1531 amino acids. The record is from RefSeq and is a predicted model, not a curated record. Gene Ontology annotation, biological process: glycogen catabolic process; glycogen biosynthetic process. Gene Ontology annotation, molecular function: 4-alpha-glucanotransferase activity; amylo-alpha-1,6-glucosidase activity.
GGAGCAGCCCCUCCGGCCGCCGCUGUCUGUCUGCCUGCGGCUCGGCCCUGCGCGCCGGGACUGGGCCUCCUUCCCCGCUUCUCCCCUGGGCGCUCUCCGGGCUGGGCGAUGGGUCGCUCCGGUAUUUCCGACGUCGAGUGUCUCCCCUUGAAAGAGGCCAAGUCACCGGGCAGCGAAAAUGCCCCCUAGUAACCAGACUCGAGUUUUGCUUCUCAGCGACAUGGAAAAGCAGGAGAAGACCCUCUUCAGGCUUGAGCAAGGUUUUGAACUGCAGUUCCGACUGGGCCCAACAUUACAAGGCAAGCAUGUUACAGUGUACACUAAUUACCCAGCUUCUGGAGAAUUAUUCUGUCGCCGCAAGUUUAGGGCACUGUCAUGGCACAACCCAACAGGAAGAGAAGAUGAUUCUGACAAAUAUUGUAAACUGGAUCUCCAAAUUUCUGGAUCAUACCAGUAUUAUUUCAGUCAUGAAAAUGAGAAAAGUGGUGGAGGUUACAUAGUUGUGGAUCCUAUUUUGCGUGUUGGAGCUGAUAAUCAAGUAUUGCAUUUGGACUGUGUUACACUCCAGACAUUCCUAGCUAAGUGUCUGGGACCAUUUGAAGAAUGGGAAGAUCGUCUUAAAGUUGCAAAAGAAUCAGGUUACAACAUGAUUCAUUUUACGCCAUUGCAAAAACUUGGAUUAUCUAGAUCAUGCUACUCUCUGGCUGAUCAGUUAGAAGUAAAUCCUGACUUUUCAAGCCCAAAUAAAAAGUGUACUUGGAGCAAUAUAGGAAACCUAGUGGAAAAAAUGAAAAAUGAAUGGAAUAUGCUUUGUAUAACAGAUGUAGUCUACAAUCAUACUGCUGCUAACAGCGAAUGGAUUAGGGUGCAUCCAGAAUGUGGUUAUAAUCUUGUGAAUUCUCCCCAUCUGAAACCAGCCUGGAUCUUAGACAGAGCUCUCUGUCAUUUAAGCUGUAGUGUGGCUGAAGGGAAAUACAGAGAUAAGGGGCUGCCUUCUUCAAUUGAAAAUGACCAUCACCUGAAUUGUAUCCGUAAAAUAAUUUGGGAGGAUAUUUAUCCCAGGAUAAAACUAUGGGAGUUUUUCCAAGUAGAUGUUAACAAAGCUGUGCAGCAAUUUAAAACCCUUCUGACUCAAGGUAACAGGAAAACUAAAUCUGAUCCAAACCAACAUCUUCAAAGAAUUCAGGAUCCUGAAUAUAAGCGACUUGGCUGUACUGUAGACAUGAAUAUCGCAUUGGCAACAUUCAUACCACAUAGCAAUGGACCAGCUGCAAUAGAAGAAUGCUGUAACUGGUUCCAAAAGAGAAUUGAAGAAUUAAAUGCUGAGCAGUUCCAGCAAACUACCUACCAUCAAGAGCAGGCAGUCACUUGUCUUCUGGAGACUGUGGUUUAUGAGAGACUGGCUGACCAUGGUCCUAAACAGGGUCCUGUUAGUAGAAAAUACCCUUUAGUUACCAGAUACUUUACUUACCCAUUUAAGGAGAUGACCUUGGAAGAGGAAGAACUUCUGAUGCAUCAGCCUGAUAAAGCUUGUCAUUUCUUGGCUCAUAACGGUUGGGUAAUGGGAGAUGAUCCUCUGAGAAACUUCGCUGAACCAGGUUCAAAUGUUUACCUAAGAAGAGAACUUAUUUGCUGGGGAGACAGUGUCAAACUGCGCUAUGGAAAUAAACCAGAAGACUGCCCUUAUCUGUGGGCACAUAUGAAAAAAUACACUGAAAUUACUGCCAAAUAUUUCCAUGGAGUACGUCUUGACAACUGUCACUCAACCCCUCUUCAUGUAGCUGAGUACAUGCUGGACACAGCUAGAAAACUGCGUGCUGAUUUGUAUGUAGUGGCUGAGCUGUUCACAGGAAGUGAGGAGUUGGACAAUAUCUUUGUGACUAGAUUGGGCCUUAGCUCCUUAAUAAGAGAGGCUAUGAGUGCAUAUAACAGUCAUGAAGAGGGAAGAUUAGUUUACCGCUUUGGAGGAGAACCAGUUGGGUCUUUUGUUCAGCCGCGUUUGAGACCUUUAAUGCCAGCUAUUGCACAUGCACUGUUUAUGGAUGUUACACAUGAUAAUGAAUGUCCUAUUCAGCACCGAUCUGAGUAUGAUGCUCUUCCCAGCUCAAUGAUUGUGUCCAUGGCAAGCUGUGCUACAGGAAGCACCAAAGGCUAUGAUGAGCUAGUACCACACCAGAUUUCUGUAGUCUCUGAAGAGAGGUUUUAUGCUAAAUGGAAUCCAGCAGCGACACCCUCUACUCCUGGUGAAGUUAAUUUCCAAACUGGAAUUAUAGCAGGGAGGCAGGCCAUGAACAGGCUGCACCAAGAGCUGGGAGCCAAAGGCUUCAUUCAGGUGUAUGUGGAUCAAGUUGAUGAAGAUAUAGUAGCAGUGACUAGGCAUUGUCCUAACACACACCAAUCAGUAGUGGCUGUGUCUCGUACUGCUUUCAGAGAUCCUAAAACCUCUUCCUACAGCAAAGAAGUACCUCAAAUGUGCAUCCCAGGCAAAAUUGAAGAGGUAGUGCUUGAGGCUAGAACUAUUGAGAGAAAUGUUAGUCCUUAUAAAAAAGAUGAGCAUUUUAUCAACGGAUUACCUAAUUACACGGUAGAGAUCAGAGAACACAUCCAGAUCCGCGAAAGUAAAAUUAUAAAGCAAGCUGGAACUGCUAUAAAAGGUCCCAAUGAAUUUGUUCAAGAAAUAGAAUUUGAAAACUUAACACCAGGAAGUGUGAUAAUAUUCAGAGUUAGUCUUGACCCAAAGGCACAAGAGGCUGUCGGUGUACUCCGUAAUCACCUGAUCCAAUUCAGUCCUCAUUUUAAAGCUGGAAGUCUUCCCGAUGACCAUUCAGCGCCUAUAUUAAAAAAUCUUUUUUCUUCUAUUGCAUCUAAAUUAACGUUGGCUGAUUUGAAUCAAGUACUGUAUCGGUGUGAUGCUGAGGAACAAGAGGAUGGUGGAGGAUGUUACAACAUACCAAACUGGUCAGCCCUUAAAUAUGCAGGCUUGCAAGGAUUAAUGUCAGUCAUGGCAGACAUUAGACCAAAGAAUGAUUUGGGUCAUCCUUUUUGUGGUAAUUUGAGAUCUGGCGAUUGGAUGAUUGACUACGUCAGUGACCGUCUAAUUUCACGUGCAGGAGCCUGUGCAGAAGUCGGUAAAUGGUUGAAGGCCAUGUUCGUCUACCUAAAGCAGAUUCCACGUUACCUUAUCCCAUGUUACUUUGAUGCCAUAUUAGUGGGUGCAUACACAACUCUUCUAGAUCUGGCAUGGAGUCAGAUGUCAAGCUUUGUUCAGAAUGGAUCAACAUUUGUUAAACACCUUUCCUUGGGUUCAGUCCAGAUGUGUGGGAUAGGAAAAUAUCCUUCUCUGCCAAAUCUGUCUCCUACUUUACAUGAUGUCCCCUACAGAAUGAAUGAAAUCACAAAAGAGAGAGAACAGUGCUGUGUUUCCUUAGCAGCUGGUUUACCACAUUUUUCAUCUGGCAUUUUCCGCUGCUGGGGAAGGGAUACCUUUAUUGCACUGAGAGGUCUAAUGUUGAUUACUGGGCGUUAUUUAGAAGCAAGGAACAUAAUUUUAGCAUUUGCUAGUACCAUGAGACAUGGUCUUAUUCCCAAUCUGCUUGGCCAAGGGACCCAUGCCAGAUUCAAUUGCCGUGAUGCUGUGUGGUGGUGGCUUCAGUGUAUACAGGAUUACUGUAAAAUUGUUCCAAAUGGCACAGACAUUCUCAAGUGUCCUGUUUCCAGAAUGUAUCCUACAGAUGAUUCUCCUGCGCAGCCUGCAGGCACAUUGGACCAACCGCUGUACGAAGUAAUACAGGAAGUUAUGCAACAACACAUGCAAGGCAUAGAAUUCCGAGAAAGGAAUGCUGGUCCACAGUUAGAUCGAAAUAUGAGGGAUGAAGGUUUCAAUGUGACUGUAGGUGUCGACCAUGAAACUGGUUUUGUCUUUGGAGGGAACCGCUUUAAUUGUGGCACAUGGAUGGAUAAAAUGGGAGAGAGUGAUAGAGCUCGCAACAAAGGAAUUCCAGCUACUCCAAGAGAUGGAUCUGCUGUGGAAAUUGUUGGCCUUUGUAAAUCAACUAUUCGUUGGCUACUGGAGUUGUCAAAGAAAAAAGUGUUUCCUUAUCAGGGAGUCACCAUAAAAAGGCAUGGAAAAAAGGAAACUAUCACAUAUGACGAGUGGAACGGGAAGAUUCAAGGACACUUUGAAAAGCUGUUCUUUGUCUCUGAGAACCCAGCAGAUCCUAAUGAAAAACAUCCAAAUCUGGUUCACAAGCGUGGCAUAUACAAGGACAGCUAUGGAGCUUCAAGUCCUUGGUGCGAUUACCAGCUCCGGCCAAAUUUUACUAUAGCAAUGGUUGUGGCCCCUGAGAUAUUCAGUCCUGAGAGAGCUUGGAAAGCUCUUGAGAUAGCAGAGGAAAAGCUGCUUGGUCCACUGGGCAUGAAAACAUUGGAUCCAGAUGAUAUGGUUUACUGUGGCGUAUAUGAUAAUGCCCUGGACAGUGACAACUACAAUGUUGCCAAAGGUUUUAAUUACCAUCAAGGACCUGAAUGGCUCUGGCCUAUUGGAUAUUUCCUUCGUGCAAAGUUGUACUUUUCCAGGUUAAUUGGUCCAGAGAUGUAUGCAAAGACGGUGGUUUUGAUUAAGAAUGUUCUCUCUCGCCAUUAUGUUCAUCUUGAGAGGUCAUCCUGGAAGGGGCUUCCAGAGCUGACAAAUGAAAAUGGGCAAUAUUGUCCAUUCAGCUGUGAAUCACAAGCCUGGUCAAUUGCUGUUAUCCUUGAAGUUCUUUAUGACUUGUAAAAGUUGGCUUUGAUUACUUGGUAAAAUUUGCUAUGUACUUGUAUUCAAAAGGUACAAAUGAACAGUUUGCUCAUACUGUAGUGAAAAUGUUUCGCACAGUCACUUAAAUAACUAUGGUCUGAUUUUUUCCAAAGGUGCUUAGUAUCUGUAUCUCCCAUUCACAGAAGAGGUAUUUAAGAGUGCUGCUCAGCACUUCUGAAAAUCAAGCCAUUACACUUGUUACAGAAAAGCUUAUAAAGCAGCAACUUGGAAAAUGUACGCAAAUGCAUUUAAAAUAGCUUUUGAAUUGUACACAUACUAAAUUAAACUAUAUCCUGUAUAACAAGAUGUUAGAAGAAUUGUCUGGUUCCAAAUUAGAAUAUGAAUGCCAAGUGGUUCUAAAAAUCUGAGUUAGAACUCAUGGAGUUCUCUUUUCCAUAUUUUCUGUUAGUCAGUAGGUGUGUGUACACUCAUCAUGGAGGAGAAUAGAUUGUACAAGUAUAGGUAGUAUGAUCUGUUCUCUGCUGCAGUCGUGCAUUUCAUAGAUUGCACUUUCAUUAGUGUUUUGUCCCUUUGUGAUGAACUGUGUAGCUUUUCCUAACAAUUUCUUCUCUUCCAUGUUCAACUGAACACUCCAUUAAAAAAAUUAAGUUUUCACUCUUUACAGAUAAUUGUAGUAAAUUAAUAUCUUCACAGACUUUAAAUGGAAUUUGAGGACUGUAAUUCUGAACAAUGACAUGGAUGUAUCCUGUGUAAGAUACUUUUAUAGGUUAUUUUUUGUGCUAUGGACCAUAUGGCCAAAAUGUAUUUCUUGAAUUUAAUUUGGUUUAAAAUAACGUACAUCUGUCAAUAAAUUUGUUCCACCAGUAGGAAACCGGAAGAAACACUUUAUCAUGCAAUGCCCUGUACAUAUAUCAGGUGAGGUCAAAGGAUCCAGGAGCCCACUAACUUAAUGAUGAAUUUGAAAGAAUACUAAAUUUAUUUCAGCCCUUGCUUCGAGUAGUCGUCUUCCCUGGGGGAUGAAAUUCUUUCUCUACUGAAGUCAGUUGAAAAACUCCUUUUGACUUCAGGAAGGUCAGGGUUCCUCCCCAGUUGCAGAAAGGGAGCAGUCUGAUUCCAAAGUCUUCGGAGGUAAUGCUAAUAAGAGCAAGGGUACUGACAGUUGCCUGUUUCUUUUCUUCCCUUGAAUGUUACUUCCAUAAAAGCAUUUGUUCUGUAAUAUAUAAACACACAAAUACCUUUACCUGAUCUCAGCCCAACCUUUUCAAAUCUUUGGGUACGUGGAUGGGGUGGGAAAUGUAUCCAUUUGAAUCUUCUGUCGGUCCCUAAAGUAAUGAAUAGACAACAGCUAGACUGGCCAGUAAUGCCCUCAAAAUCACAGAAGGAAAUACAGCAUUACAUUGUAGAAGAAAUGGACUGAUAAUACAGAUUGAAAAUACAAACCUGCCAUACUUCUUAUUGUUCUGUAGUUCAUAUAUAUUUUACAUUCAUGUUUUAAAAUUUACCCAACACAUUUAAAAUGUGGUGUUGGCACAUAUCUGCUUACUUCAUGAGAAAAUACAGUUAUAGGUAUACACUUCUACCCCGAUAUAACGCGACCCGAUAUAACACGAAUUCGGAUAUAACGUGGUAAAGCAGCACUUUGAGGGGACGGGGCUGCGUGCUCCAGCAGAUCAAAAUAAGUUCGAUAUAAUGCGUUUUCACCUAUAACACGGUAAGAUAUUUUUUGGCUCCCAAGGACAGUGUUGUAUUGGGGUAGAGUUGUAUUUAAGAACGAACUGCUGAGAGAAGCAUUUAGGCAAGCGGAUUAAAGAUAAAAGUCCAAUGCAGUUUUAUUUGUGAUGGAUUUCAGAGAUUUAUUUUCUAGAAGCCAGAGUUUUUAAUUUUAUUCAGAUUAUCACUUAAAUUUAUGGUACUUCAUUGGUUAUAGUUGCACUACUCAGAUCACCUGGUCAUAUUCACUAUUUUAAUCUAACCACUGUUUUUUAUUUGUGUGAUGUGCUAGUUCGGAUACAUGGGUCAAUGUCAUGCUUUCCCGAUAAUAGAGUUUUUAGUUGAAUAGUUUAGUAAUUGGUUAUAGGUCACUCUGUAUUAUUAGUGUGGUGUUUUUAAAUUUUUGUAUAAUUGAUUUUCCUUAAUAUGGGUUCAAAUAAUUGGAAGUGAUGCUUAAAGGAAAUUUGUCUCGUUCAGAUUUUCUUUUGUGCUUAGGUUGUGAGCUGUUUGAAAUGGAUUCUUUAGGAAACUUUGUCAUCUAGCCUGACAGAUUGCAUAAGAGAUGAGACAAAAACAUAAAUUGAAAAGAAAAUGAUUCAUUGUUCUGUUACGUAAAGCAUAUCUCAUUCUUUAUACCUUUUGUAAUCAGGAUUUCAAAAUUAGAAUGCAGAUUAUUUUCAUUCUUGAGUACAGUUUUUGACUAAUUGUAUUUGUUGAAAAGUCAGCAAGAGCCAAGUAAAAAUGUUUAUAUGCAAUCAUAAAUCAGCAUGCUAUUUUACAUGUUUGUGUGCAUUUGAGGAAAUUCAGUUUUAUUAUUGAAAUAUUUAAUGAUACAUAAGGAACGUAAGAAGUUAUUAAAUUAUGGGUUUGUUUCUAGUUUAGCUCUUCAUUACUGUGGGUAGAAUUGGAAAGUGUAGAGUGGGAUAACUUUGGGGAGGGGGAUUUAUUUAAUAAGGCUGUCUUGAAAUUGGAAAGAAGUUUGAAGAGCUAUUAUUGUUCUAAAUAGAUUGUUAUUGCAGUUACUAUAAUCCCAAUCUCUAAAUGUAAGAAAUCUGGGAGAAAUGAUGCUUGAACACUUUCCAUUCUAUCAUGGCUAAGUUUAAAAAGUUUAGUGAAUUGCACUGUUAACAUGAACAUAAUAUACAUUUCUCAUUGCUAGUUUAUUUUUAACUUAAUAUUAAAAUAUUUAAAAAGAGAAAUCACAGAUGUACACAGAUAUAUAUUAUGCUAAUUAUGAAUUUUGCAAAUAGAUGCAUGUUUAAAAUGCUAAUUCUGCACUGACUAACUGAUGUAAUUCUAGUGACAUAUAUACUUUUAAGAAUAAAGUAGGGAAAUUAUAUAUUAUGGGCUGGUUUUGCCCAUGGAAACAAGAACAUUUUAGAUUUUAAAUUUCUAUUCAGUCCUUCUUGUUUGAUCUCAAACUCUUUUUUCGAUGUUUUUGGUCAGAUUGGACAACUUAAGAAUGAAGUGAGAAAGUCAUAGGUAACAUUUCUUGAAUUUUCCUCUGAACAUAUUAAAAAUGACUUGUGUAUGACAUAUUUAAUUUGGGAGGGGGGGUAGAGGGAAGAGAGAACUGUUGAUCUAAUAUUUUAUUAUAUAUGUUGGACUUCAGCACCAAGUAACCUGUAUACAGCCCAAAAAACAACAGAGUCCGAUGGCACCUUAAAGGCUAACAGAUUUAUUUGGGCACGAGCUUUCGUGGGUAAAAAACCUCAUUGCAUCUGAAGUGAGGUUUUUUACCCACGAAAGCUCAUGCCCAAAUAAAUCUGUUAGCCUUUAAGGUGCCAUCGGACUCCUUGUUGUUUUUGUGGAUACAGACUAACACAGCUACCCCCUGAUACUGUAUACAAUCAAGUUAUAAACACCUUUAAAAAUAGUUGGCUGUAAUUUAGGAAUGUUGACUGAUCCUGAACCAUAGUGACGCUAACACCAUGGUAUAAUAUACUGUAAAACUUAAUCACUCAAACUUAUGGUCAGUAAAAUACUUAUUUUUGUAGCUAAACUGAAUGUGAACUUGGUACUUCUGCCAUGUACCAAUCUGUUUCUUGCUUUGUAUGCUGUGGAGCAGAGACCUACUGGCAUUGCUUCACCAGAUCUUUUUUGUCAAUUCAAGUAAUGUGCAUUAUUUCUAAUCUGUUUUCAUUAAUUUAAGUUUUUACUGAUCAAAAAUGGAUAAUUUGAGGAAAUAUUUAAAACAAGGAAUCAUUCUAGUACUGCAUGUUGUAAUAUAAAAUAAAACCAUCAAGUCUAGCAUAGCAACUAUUGAAUUUAGAAAAAUGUACUUCUUCAUUUGUCUGUGACCAGCAUAAAAUAAAAGUAUCUAACAAA